AUGGACCGAUACAAUAACCAUCGACCACCUUCCUCUAUGUGCAGCUCGAUCAACUCUGGUCUCAGUCAUUCUGUGAAUACUGUCACGCCACCCGCUUCUCCUCCAGCACAUCCACCGUGUCCACUUGGCCCACCGAGCAAGCGCGCAUCAACCGGUGCGACAAAUACAGGCCCAGGGUCCCACGGUGUGACAGUGGCUGCGAGUUACUCACGUCAGCCUCAUAGUAAUGAUAUUAUUGAAGCUGCAAAGGUCAGGGCUCAGGAUGAGCAGGAGAUGCAAAAUUUACUUCACAGUGUUCAACUAUCCUGCCAAAUCUGGAAUGCCGAGAUCGAACCCGAACAUGAGACAAAUGAUCUCUGCGACUGUGCAGUCCACAAAUACUUGAAACGGAAGAUCGAUCGCCUUCAAACUCAGGAAAUGUGGUCAAAAGCCGUAUUAUAUCCCGGAGAAAAGCCAUAUCACGACUGCAAUCACCUGCGUCUGUUCAAUAACAACCCAUAUUCGACCGAGAUCAUCUCGCCUUACGGUCUUCCAGGUGCAACUUUAUCCGGAAAGGUCAGGCCCGAUCCACAGAACCACUCCACAUUUCUACAACAGACAAUAGCACUAGAUUCGAGUCUGAACUCGAAGGCACAAAUCGCUGUCCAGGCCCAGGAGCCAUCAUUUAAUAUCUGGGAUCUUGAACAACUAGAGUCUUUGGUAACGAAUAUGGCCAUUUCACGCACCUUAACGAAUAGCCCCAGCCCAAAUGACAAGCCGUCAAAACGUGCAACGUUUAAAAAGGCUCUGUCGGUUAGGACUUCUGACGAAAGAGCCGCGGGUAACCUGAAAAAGAAGUUUUCUGGAGGAUUUGAGCGCCGUGAAGCAAUCCUCGCAGAGGAGAAUGGUCGAUGGCAGGACGACUACGACAGACAUGUUGUUGCGAUCUACCAGCAAACUGUUGGAAUAAGCUCAAAAGUCCGAGAGCUUCGAACACAUCGCCCUCUUCAAUAUCUUCACCUUCUACGUGCAGGAUAUUUCGAGCCCAUUCCUAUAUCCUGGCGCGGAGACACACAGGUCUGCAAUCCUCUGCAAUUCUCUAUCAAUUCUGCUGUGGGGUGGAGAGGAAUAACGCCUGCAUGGAGGGGCUACGACAAUACUGCCGAAGAACGACUGUACUGGACUCUGAGCCAUCGAGAUGGAGGAAGUGUUGUUAUAAAGCCAGACAUCAUCUCGGCGCUAGACAUGGCUCGCAUACGAUUGGAUUCAGCAGUGGAGAUACCGCCGGCAUAUCAUGAUCCUGAUGAUACAUGUCAUGUUCAGAAUACCUCUCAUGGCUACUCAAAACAGGUCAAGUCCAUUUUCAGAUGGAGUACCCCGAUAUCGUCCACUGAUGAGACAAUGAUUCUAUUGGAUGUUUCGGGGUCGAUGGAUUUCAACCCGGCGCGCCCGAGCUACAACAAGUCUCUCAUUACCGGUUAUGUCAAGACAAGUCAACCAAAGAACAAAGAUCUCGCAAAAGCGAUGAUUCAUCGCUUUAUCGACGCCUUGGGAAAUUAUGAUCAUGGAUUGCAGGGCUACCCAUUGAUAACUUUCUCCUGUCAAGCAAACUACUUGGGAGCUGUCAAUGGAUGGAAUAUAAACAAAAUGUGGGACAAUAUCGAAUUCGGUGGACGCACUCGAGUUAUGACAGGGUGGGAGAAGACAAAGGAGUUACAUUUCCUAAAACACUCCGCGACAGCAAACUACCAUCCGAUCUAUGGGUGGCAGCCAGGUCCAGAAACACCCAACCUGCGACUCCUUCUGAUACUGGACGGCGAAGCAAGCGACAUGGAUGAAUUUGAACUCGAGCUUUUGGGCCUCUCCUGGGCGUAUACUACCAUAUUCCUGAUUGGCGUCGAAGGAAGUCUAAAUCACCACCGUCAUGCAAACAAGUUACAAAGGAUCAGUGAGAUAAAUCCUCGAGUAUCAUUUGUUGAAGCCCAAGGGAAUAUCGCAGAGCGAUUCGUUUUGCACGAACUGCUCAAACGACACUUGGGCCGCGAUCUGUCAAUGGCCGAGUUUAGAGAUCUACAGCAUUCCACGGCAGAGUUACCCUCGCCCGAGCAAAUUCGGUAUGAUAGGCGCCAGUCAGCCGUAGCCCAACUUGAACAGGUACCUGUCGAGCUGCCAUCGCUGGAAGAGACAUGGCACUGGCAGAUGCAGCAGCAUGGUCCAUCAAAUAUACCAUCCACACCAUUGGUUGAGCUACGAGCGGAUCGGGAUCCGAUUGAACUACCUACGACUAAACCAUCCUCGCCUCGAUAUACUCCAUUUCCUCCUCGGCCACCUUUGGGAACAGGUAGCCUACCACGUCUGCGGCCCUUGAAUCAUGAAUAA
This is a messenger RNA of Penicillium odoratum, 2358 nucleotides long. Its product is annotated as vWA domain-containing protein. The coding region runs from base 1 to 2358 and encodes 785 amino acids. The transcript has 2 exons. NCBI's taxonomy places the organism in Eukaryota, Fungi, Ascomycota, Eurotiomycetes, Eurotiales, Aspergillaceae. The record is from RefSeq and is a predicted model, not a curated record.